Molecule: messenger RNA, 3147 nt
Organism: Eimeria mitis
Lineage: Eukaryota; Apicomplexa; Conoidasida; Eucoccidiorida; Eimeriidae
Exons: 8
Coding region: 1-3147 (1048 amino acids)
Source: RefSeq, a predicted model, not a curated record
AUGCGCGCAGCAGCAGCAGCAGCAGGAGCAGCAGCAGCAGCAGCAGCAGCAGACACAGCCGCAGAAGCAGCAGCAGCAGACGCAGCAACAGAACCAACAAACAUAGACGCAGGAGCAGGAGCAGCAGCCUCAGCAGCAGAACCAUGCACAGCAGCAGCAGCAGGCGCAACAGCAGCAGCAGCAGCAAGUGGUCUGCUGCUCGUUCGUUGCGGCACAAGCAAAGCAGCAGGAAGCACGCCAGCAGCAGGAAGCACAGCAGCAGCAGCAACAGCAGCAGCAGCAACAGCAGCAGCAGCAGUCCAGCCAGGCGGGCAGCAGCAGACAGAAGGGGCCGCAGCGUUUUCCUCUCUCGCCGGAAGCAUCGACGCCACAGCAGCAGCAGAAAGAGCAGCAGCAGCAGCAGCAGCAGCAGCAGAAAGAGCAGCAGCAGCAGCAGCAGCAGCAGACGCAGCAGACGGCACCACCCGGGUAGACAUCAUCGUAGCCGCCGCAGCUCUCGCGUGCGUCGCAGGGAGCGACAGCAGCAGCAACAGCAGCAGCAGCAGCAGAAAGAGCAGCAGCAGCAGCAGCAGCAGCAGACGCAGCAGACGGCACCACCAGGGUAGACAUCAUCGUAGCCGCCGCAGCUCUCGCGUGCAUCGCAGGGAGCGACAGCUGCAGCAGCAGCAGCAGCAGCAGCAGCAGCAGCAAUUUCAUAUGUGGAAGAAGCAGGAGGAUUCGUUGGUAUAUCCACAGCAGCAGCAGCAGCAGCAGCAACAGCUGCAGCAGCAACAGCUGCAGCAGCAACAGCUGCAGCAGCAGCAGUUGCUGCUGCAGCGUCUGCUGCCUCAGCAUCUCCCCGAAGCAGCGCAGCAUUUUGCUUCCUCGCAGGAGCGACAGCUGCAGCAGCAACAGCAGCAGCAGCAGCAGCAGCAGCAACGCCACAAAGCAGUGACGCGCGGGCAGCAGCAGCAGCAGGAGCAGCAGCAGCAGCAAGAACAGCAGCAGCAGGCUGCUGCUGCUGCUGCUGCAGCAGCAACAGCAGCAGCAGCAGCAGCAGCAGCAACGCCACAAAGCAGCGACGCGCGGGGUGUAUUCCCCUCGACUCUCCCCUGGGGCUGUCUCCGUUCAGCAGCAGAGAGCAGCCUGAAGCAGGAGGAGCAGCAGCAGCAGCGGCAUAUGUCUGGUAUCAGCAGCAGCAGCAGCAGGAGCAGCAGCAGCAGCAAGAACAGCAGCAGCAGCAGCAGCAGCAGCAGCAGGAGAAAGCGGCUCAAAAGAAGAAAAAGAAAUCGCAGAGAUUCAAAGAAAAGAAACUUCUCCCGCAGAGAAAACAAAAAAAGAAAAACAGAAAAAAACAAACCCAACAGAAAACGCAUGCAGCACUCAAGGCGGAUACGCAGCAGCAGCAGCAGCAGCAGCAGCAGCAGCAGCAGCAGCAGCAAUAGCAGCAACGAGAGCGGCAGCAGGCGACCCAGCAGCACCAGAAGCAAGCGACCCGGCAGCAGCAGCAGCAGCAGCAGCAGCAGCAAGUUGCUUAGCAUCAGCAGCAGCAAGCGGCCCACCAGCGGCAGCAGCAGCAAGCUGGCUAGCAGCAGCGGCAGCAAGCUGCUGAGCAGCAGCAGCAGCAGCAGCAAGCGACUCGGCAGCAGCAGCAGCAGCAGCAGCAGCAGCAUGAGGAUGUCGAAGCAGCACUCAAGCCGGCAAGUGCUGCGGCAGCACCUUCAGCGGAGCAGCAGCAGCAGCAGGAGACGCUUCAGGCGCAGCAGCAGCAGAAACAGCAGCAGCAGAACGAACAGCAGCAGCAGCAGCAGAAGCGGCAAGAGAGGAAGCAGCAGCAACCGCAACAGCAGCUAUCCUCUGCAGCAGCAGCAGACCUUUGAGAGCCCUGCUGCCGGGAGAAGCAACCGCAGCAGCUCGCGCAGCAGCAUCAGCAGCAGCAGCAGCAGCAACAGCAGGAGCAGCAGCAGCAGCAGCAACGCGCUCGAUCCCCACAACGAACUAGGCAGGUUUGAACAGCUGCAGCAGCACAAGCUGCGGCAGCUGCUGCAGCUACGCAGACAGCAGCAGGAACACCAGAGGCAGCAGGAGCAGCAAAGACAACGGUGGCAGCAGCAGCAGCAGCUGCUACUGCAGCAGCAGAAGCUGCAGCAGCAGCUGCAGCAGCAGCAGCAACUCCAGCAACAGCAGCAGUAUAUGGAGCAGGGGCAGCAACUGGAUGACCCCAGGCUGCUGCUGCAUGCGCGAGAGCCGCCGUUUCACCUGCAGCAGCAGCAGCAGCGGCAGCAGCAGCAGCAGCAGCAGCAGCAGCAUCUGAUGCGUGUGGCCGAGCAGCACCCGUACCAGCAGAACGGAUACAUGCAGCAGCAGCAGCAGCAGCAGCAGCAAGAGCACCAUCAAGAUCAUCAGCAGGAGUACCACCAGCAGCAUCAGCAGCUGCAGCACCAGCAUCACCAGCAGGAGCAGCAGCAAGAACAGCAGCAGCAGCAGCAGCAGGAGCAGCAGCAGCAGCAGCAGCUGCAGCAGCUUGUUGAGAGGAUGGGUCGGCUCCGUAGAGAGAAGAUUCGCCAGCCCCACCCGUACCAGCAGAACGGGUACAUGCAGCAGCAGCAGCAGCAGCAGCAGCAGCAGCAAGAGCACCAUCAAGAUCAUCAGCAGGAGUACCAUCAGCAGCAUCAGCAGCUGCAGCACCAGCAUCACCAGCAGGAGCAGCAGCAGGAGCAGCAGCAGCAGCAGCAGCAGCAGCAGCAGCUGCAGCUGCAGCAGCUUGUUGAGAGGAUGGGUCGGCUCCGUAGAGAGAAGAUUCGCCAGAGGUGGCAGCAGAGGACAGGCAAACAUUCUGAAGACUCUGCUGCUGCUGCUGCUGCUGCUGCUGCUGCUGCUGUUGCUGCUGCUGCUGCUGCUGCUGGUGAUGAUGAUGAUGAUUUGCUGCGCAGCCCGCCGCUGCCGCCAGAGAGCAGCCCGGAGCCUUCGAUCAAGUCAGAAGGAAAUCCCCCUGCUGCUGCUGCUGCUGCUGCUGCUGCUGCUGCUGCUGCUGAGGGGUCUCAGCUGUGUCCGCUUGCUGCAUCUGCUGCAGCAGCAGCAGCCAGAGAGCAGCCCGGAGCCUUCGAUCAAGUCAGAAGGAAAUCCCCCUGCUGGCAGGCAAAAAAAAAAAGCAGACCCCCUCAAUGA